AUGUGGGAAGAGGCCAUUGCCUUGGGUAAAGAACUUGCAGAACAGUAUGAAAAUGAAAUGUUUGAUUAUGAACAACUCAGUGAACUGCUGAGAAAGCAAGCCCAGUUCUAUGAGAACAUUGUGAAGGUGAUAAGACCGAAACCAGACUACUUUGCUGUUGGAUACUAUGGCCAGGGAUUUCCAACAUUCAUAAGGAACAAAGUCUUCAUUUACCGGGGGAAGGAGUACGAACGCCGUGAAGACUUCGAAGCGAGGUUGUUGACUCAGUUUCCAAACGCAGAAAAAAUGAAAACGACGUCCCCGCCGGGCGAUGACAUUAAAAACUCCUCGGGCCAGUAUAUUCAGUGCUUUACUGUAAAGCCGAAACUGGAUUUGCCAUCUAAAUUUCACAGACCAGUGUCAGAACAAAUCGUGAGUUUCUAUAGGGUGAAUGAAGUCCAACGGUUUGAGUAUUCACGCCCUGUUCGAAAAGGAGAGAAAAACCCCGACAAUGAAUUUGCGAAUAUGUGGAUUGAGAGAACCAUCUAUGUGACAGCGUAUAAAUUACCGGGGAUUCUGAGGUGGUUUGAAGUCAAAUCGGUUUUCAUGAUUGAAAUUAGUCCCCUGGAAAAUGCGAUUGAAACCAUGCAGCUGACGAACGAUAAGAUCAAUAAUAUGGUUCAACAGCAUUUAAACGAUCCGAAUCUACCCAUUAACCCUCUCUCGAUGCUGCUUAACGGCAUCGUGGAUCCUGCGGUCAUGGGAGGGUUCACAAACUAUGAGAAGGCUUUUUUUACUGAAAAAUACAUGCACGAGCAUCCAGAAGAUCAUGACAAGAUUGAAAAACUGAAGGAUCUGAUCGCUUGGCAGAUCCCAUUCCUGGCGGAGGGCAUCCGGAUCCACGGGGAGAAGGUGACGGAGGCGCUGCGGCCGUUCCACGAGCGAAUGGAGGCUUGCUUCAGGCAGCUCAAAGACAAAGUAGAGAAACAGUAUGGCGUCCGCGCUGUCCUUUCAAGUCUGGAUGAUAGACGAGGCAGUCGGCCACGGUCUAUGGUGAGAUCCUUCACAAUGCCAUCGUCUUCAAGACCCCUCUCGGUUGCGUCGGUGUCUUCCAUCUCCUCCGACAGCACGCCUUCUCGACCCGGCUCGGAUGGGUUUGUGCUGGAGCCCCUCCUGCCAAAAAAGAUGCAUUCUAGGUCUCAAGAUAAAUUGGACAAGGAUGACCUAGAUAAAGAUAAGAAGGAAAAGAAGAAGGAGAAAAGGAACAGCAAGCAUCAAGAGAUAUUUGAUAAAGAAUUUAAAUCCACUGAUAUUUCUCUGCAGCAGUCUGAAGCAGUGAUCCUUUCAGAAACGAUCAGCCCGCUAAGACCGCAGAGACCAAAAAGCCAAGUCAUAAACGUCAUUUCAAGUGAAAGACGUUUCUCCGUCUCUCCAUCACCUCCCAACUCCCAGUUGACGCCCCCCCCAAUAACUCCACGGACAAAACUUUCUUUCAGCAUACAGUCCAAUCUGGAGCUGAAUGGUAUGUCCAGCUCCGACAUUCCCGACAUUCCUCCUCCUCUGCCUCUCAAAGGAAGCAUGGCCGAUUAUGGAAACCUCAUGGAAAGUCAAGACUUGAUCAGCCCGACCACCUCCCCCCCUGCCCAUCAAAGG
Messenger RNA from Apaloderma vittatum (bar-tailed trogon), 1632 nucleotides. RefSeq names its product dedicator of cytokinesis protein 1-like. The transcript has 13 exons. Gene Ontology annotation, biological process: cell migration; small GTPase-mediated signal transduction. Lineage: Eukaryota; Metazoa; Chordata; Aves; Trogoniformes; Trogonidae. Gene Ontology annotation, cellular component: cytoplasm; plasma membrane. Gene Ontology annotation, molecular function: guanyl-nucleotide exchange factor activity; small GTPase binding. The record is from RefSeq and is a predicted model, not a curated record. The annotation marks the transcript as partial.